AUGGACAUGCAACAAGUUGUUCACAUUGAUGAGAAAUGGUUCUUUUUGAACCCAGAAACUAGGAAGUUCUACCUCCUACCAAAUGAACCUAACCCAUAUAGGUGCCAACAGUCCAGGAGGUUCAAAGUGAAAGGGAUGUUCAUGGCUGCCAUAGGGAAGCCCAUUUUUGACCCCCAUGGAGUGGUAUUACAUCAUGAUGGAAACUAUGGUAUUUUUCCAUUUGUGUAUGAAAGAACAGCCAAAAAGAAAAGCAAAAACAGGAAGGCUGGGGCUGUGGAAAUCAAGGCAACACAGAAUGUAAACAAAGAAGCAAUCAGGACAAUGCUACUGCAUAAUGUCAUUCCAAGCAUCAAAUCAAAAUGGCCUUCCCAUCUCCCCAAGGACAUAUGGAUUCAGUGGGAUAAUGUCAGACCUCACCAAAUUCCAAGGGAUGAGGAAUUUGAAACAGCAUGUCACUCAGGUGGAUUCAACAUUCAAUUCAUUUACCAGCCAGCUCAGUCCCCAGACUUAAAUGUUCUUGAUCUAGGGCUGUUCAAUUGUUGCAUGGAGGAAAUACUAAAUCACCUUGGAGGGAACAACUUUACCCCACCCCACAAAGGCAAAAAAAGGCUGGAGAGGAUUGGGAUGCUGCCAGAGCAACUAGAGGUGGACAAGAAUGUGGUUCAACAAGUUGUUGAUUAUCUCAACUCUAUAUUCCUUUCAACAUGUGAAGGGACUGAAGAAGACGAAGGCAUGCAAGUAGAUGCAGACUGA
This is a messenger RNA of Chenopodium quinoa (quinoa), 753 nucleotides long. RefSeq lists its product as uncharacterized. The transcript has 2 exons. Gene Ontology annotation, molecular function: nucleic acid binding. Bases 1 to 753 code for a protein of 250 amino acids. Lineage: Eukaryota; Viridiplantae; Streptophyta; Magnoliopsida; Caryophyllales; Amaranthaceae. The record is from RefSeq and is a predicted model, not a curated record.